This is a messenger RNA of Linum trigynum, 225 nucleotides long. The record is from the annotation of a GenBank genome assembly. NCBI's taxonomy places the organism in Eukaryota, Viridiplantae, Streptophyta, Magnoliopsida, Malpighiales, Linaceae.
AUGAAGGAAGAGGAUCAUCGGCUGUCCCACCUUCAUGGUCGUGCUCCUCAACGGGGCUGGACCCAGCUUCGCCGCGCGUGCCUGCCGGCUGUGAUACAGCUGGGGACGAAAGCUGCGGAACCUCCUCGGCAGCAGGUAUGGGAGCAGCGGGAGAUUGUGCAACAGUCUCGGGUGGAGCUGCACAAGGAAACUGCUCUUCGUCAAAGACGACAUCACGAGAGGUAA